GGGGAAGGGUAUCAGUCCUCGGUUCUCAUUGUCUGUCUGUUGGAAUGGGAGGGCAGCUGUGGCAUGAUCUGAAACUUCUUUACCUGCAGCUGUGUGACAGGGUGAUGCCCAGGAAGAAAGACUAUAAGCAAGAAGUUUGCUGAAUUACUCUCUCACAAUGGCAGAGAGGUCGCAUGGAUCGGGCAACUCCCAAGGAGGCCAAGAAAAGAGCAGGAGAGAGAUCCUGAGGUCCACCAAGAGGGCCUGGGCUCCCCUAGAUGAGCAGCUGCCUCCUGGCUCUGAGGAGGAAAGCCAGAAUGUCACCAUCCCCAUGCUGGAAGAUUCGAAACAAGCAAGUAUUCAGCAGUGGCUGGACUCUGGAUUUUUGGUCUCUGUAAAUGAAAACUUUCAGCAAGUCAUCGACCACACUGUUUCUUUGCAUGAACAAGGAAUGGUGCACAUGACAGUGAAAGACUACAUGAGAUCUCUGCAACCGUUUUCAGAAACUCCUACCCUUUCCAGAGGGACCAGUUUCAACUCUUGCCAUUCUGCUGCAAGUAUACCACAAAGUAUUCCUGAAUGGCUGGAAUUUUGGGAAAAAGAUCCAGUGGAGAUUCUCUUGGAUCUGGGGUUUGGUACAUAUGAGCCAGACAUCUGUACACAAAUCCCAGCCAGAUUCCUGAGCUGUGGCUCAGCCGCCAGAGGAAUCAACAUCCGGGUUUUUCUUGAAGCUCAAAAGCAGCGAAUGGACGUUGAGAACCCUGACUUACACAGUCGUUUCAGACAGCUGGAGAUCCUGGACCACAAAGCCAAUGCCUUCUCAUCUUUGCUGAAUAAUGUUAACAUCCUGCCGAACAAAGAUGGAGGGGAAAAUAUGCAAAGAACCUCAGUGAAUGAAGCCAAAGAACAUCGAAGAAGAAUGGGUGAACUUUUCAAGAGAGCUUCAAAGCAGAGCAUUAGGAGAGACUGCAGCCCAGAAGCAUCAGAGUCAUUGAAGAUGAGGGGCAAGUUUUUCAUCACCUCUGCAAAAUCAGGAGAGUGUGGAGCAGAGUUACCAGUUGUGACAAACAACCAUGACCAAAGUCAUUUGUCUCCUUCAGCAGAGCACUCAUCUCUCCAAGCCUGCGAUGAUUUGGUACCUUGUCAUUCUCCCCGAGGUCUUCUGAGCAAGCAAUGGUCUUGCUCAUCCACACUGGCCAAGGGGGCUCCUCUUUCCUGUAUAUCUGAGAGGUCAGUCAAGGAUAGAACUCAAAAGGUGAACGCUACUCAAACUAACAAGCACAAAAGCUUGUCUUGUCUCUCAAGUGAAGCACCAGACUCCUUUGAAAUGGAAGAGGUCCAGAGCUUUGAGGAAGAGACUGGUAAUCCUCUUGACAUGACAUCGGGAAUUACAGGUGCCACAGUGAACAGAGACAACAGCUGCCAGUCUGACAGCAGUGGGUUCCUGGAUGACCCCCUGGAGCCACUGCCCCUGCAGAUGCCUUCCUUGCCAAGCAGCCAGAUUCCUGCUGAGAAUGGGUGUAGAAAGCCAAGGGAUCAGAGCCAGUGCCUAGUACCACCCCAGGACUGCCAGCAGGAGUCAGAUGACUCUGAUUCCAAGAGUAUGGUGAGCACAGCCUUCUCAAAUCAAGACUGGAGUAUCAUGGAAGAAAAGGCCUCAACAUCUACGGUGGAGAAAGAGUCUCCAUUUGAGGAUACGGAGAAGCCACCAGAGCCACUGACCCCAGAUAUGGCCCUUGCCGAGACCACCAGAGGAGAACACCCGAGGAAAGACAGCCAUCUGAGGCAGCACCUGCCCAUGCCCCAAACUGAAGCUGAGGCCAUGGUGGGCACAGUUAUCUCCAGAUGUGACUGUCCUCUGGGGUUUCGGGUGCCCCACAUCACAGAAGUGAAGGAUGGGUUACGGAAGCUUGAGGGAGCUGGGGAAACCUACAUGCAAACCCACCACUGCAAGUCCCAAAGAUCUCCUGGAGUUGAUCCUGCUCAUGACAAGCUCCUUCGAGUAGACUCUGAGGCCCCAAGAGGAGCAGAAAACAACAAACCCUAUCCAGACACCAACAAUACCUCACUGACAGGAGAAAGCCCACCACAGCAUGUCCCCAAGCCCAGUAAUGUCAUGUCCUAUGCAGUUGACCUUAUGCAAACAUCCGAAAAGCUCAUUCUCCACCUAGAUAAACCCACUGGAGAUACUCCCCACAUAAAGCCAGUAUGUAGUGCUUUGGGUCACAUACCACACAGAGCAGAACCUGAGAUGGAAAAGUUUCCUCCAAAUGCUGACUCAAACACUGUUGGUUCCAAGUCUGUGACAAUCCAGAUGUCCUCCAAUCUGGCAUCGGCUGCUCAGAAUGCUGUGGCUUUGGGGACUGAUUCUAAAGGAAUAACUUUAGGAUGCACUGUGCGUGACCCUGCUCCCACAACAGAACCAGGACUGGAGACAAAAUCGAGACAGUGCUGUGAUGUUUCUGUUCAGACCAAUAUAUGUGAGCCUAGGCCCUGGCAUUGGUGUUCAGCUCCAAGUACCAAGGCCCAGCACCUCACCAAAUCCGUCUCUCUAGACACAGGCUUCCCUCAUAUCUACCCAGCGGGCAUCUGCCACUCUGUAUCCACCCACUGCUGUGUCUGCUGUCAUCACCAUCCCCACUGCCACUCAGAGAGGCAGAGCCCCGGCCCUGUGCCCUCAGCCUGUAGGCACCGCCCAUGCUCACAUCAUCAUCUGGAAGCCCAGUUCGUGAAGACUUUGAACGUCCUUCAGGACACUACAGUGAAGGAGCUGUGUUCUCGCACAGUCCACGAGAUGGAAGUGAUGAAGAUGGUGUGCCGGAGUUUCCGGGAGCAUCUGGAGGAAAUUGAACAGCACCUUACAGGACAGCAGGCACUCUUUUGCAGCGACAUGUCAGAGGAGGAAAGGGAGGAGGCCGAACAGCUGCAGACUCUCCGCCGGGCCCUGCGGCAGCAGGUAGAAGAGCUGGAGUUUCAAUUAGGAGACCGGGCUCAGCAAAUCAAAGACAAGAUUCUAGUGCAGCUUGAGCUUCUCACAGAGGAACAACCUGAACACUGUCCAAACCUGCAUGACUGUAACUGGACAGAAGAAAAGAAUGGCCAGACGUCAGGUGCUAAAGUCCACCCAGCCAUGGCGCGCCUGGUUGCCUUUCCUCCCCACGAGGGCUAGCAGGCUCCCAGCUCAAGGGUGACCCAUUUGGCUGCCUUCUCUCCACCCACCUUGGAGAGCAGCACCAGGAUGUCUCCUCCAGCUGAGGCAGAGUCAGGCCCAGCCCCUUUGUCGAAUUGUCCUACUGGGGAAAACGGUACGAAUGUCUUCCUCUAGAUCAGAGUGGUUUUGAUGACCUUCCUACAAAGUGUAAGAGCACAUUCUGGCCAGACAAGGAAAUCUAAAUUGCCCCCAAGAAGUGUCUAUCAACCCCUCUUCAGCUAUUUUUAAAAAUAUUCUACUCUGUGGUUCCACCCAAGAGAAUCUCAAUAUUUCAAUAUUUAUUCAAUACAGAAUAAGUGAGCACCUACUCCUAUGUGCCUGGCACUGGGAAAACAUGGUGGCCAAGAUGUAGAUAGAUAGAUAUGGAUGGAUAUAAGAUGAGAUCAAGAUGUCAGGAAGGCCUUGUUGAGAAGUGACAACAGAUGAGGGAAAGAAAAUCCAGGCCCCAGAAGUCCCUGAGGCAGUUGGCCCCUGGAAGCAUUGAUGAAGCUCUUACCAUGUGCCAGGAGAUCCUCGAAUGCUGGAGACAGCUGUGACUCAUACAGAGUUGGAUGGGGAGCGAAGAAAAGAAGAACAACCAACAAGAUAAUUUCAACAUUGACAAAUGCCAUGGAGAAGACAGUGUGGGAACACUGUAGGGGGUGGUAUGGAAGAAAAUCGAACGGCAUUACUGAGGGUGACAAGCAGGGCCUUGCUGAAAGGAGGUUAUUUGGCUUAGACCUGAAUGGUGAGGAAGAGGAAGCCAUGUGAAAUUCUGGGGAAAGAACUCUGAAAGCAGAAGGAAUGGAAAGUUUAAAGGCCCUGAGACAGAACCAGCCAGAGUUGCUGAGCACAUGUGUGAUGGGAGCGUGGAGGGAGAGGAAGUCCAGGGGCCGACUGUAUGCCAGAGCCUGAGAGCCAGGAUCCUUCUUCCUGAUGCUUUCUGUCCGUGGCAUUGCCGUUCUCCUUGACGUGUAGACUCAGAACCACAAUUUCACAUCGUCUCCUCGUCCUCCUUCACCCUCUUCCCUCAAAAUCAAUUAUCACAUCACUGCCGAAGGUACUGACACAAUGUCAUUCCCAGAAGCCCCUCCAGAACCUAUUACUUGGUGAAGACCCAACAGAGGGGCUUUCUAACUGCCUCUAGCUUCCUCCUCUCUGAGCUAUACUGGCCUCUGCCAAAGUGGUCUCCCUUGGACAUCCCUUGGGUCAUAUUACCCUGACCUAGGGUGAGUAGCCAGGGAGUCCUUUCAGGCUAUCCUAGAGAAUUAGAGAGAAGUCACAGGAUCAUCCUUCCCAGAGCAGUCUUGCACCAGACAACCUCUGUGCCCUACAAUUAUUAUGCCCCUCUCCUUAUCUCCUGCUGCCUCAUUUCCCUUGACCACAUCCCUCUUUUGGCUCCUGCAUCAUGUUUCAGCUUCCAUUCCCAACUUGGUUCCUGAUAUAUUGCAUUUGUACCCCCAAAUUGCUUUCCUUUCUAAUCUUUUCAAACUUUUUACUCUUUCCCUGGGUCAGACUCCAGGCUCUCUUGUUUGUCUCCAGUUCUCCAAUGUAGAUUUUGAAAAGUUUGCCAUGGUUUCUGCAGAUGACUUCAGAUAUGAUGGAGGAGGAAAAGGAAACCUGUUGCCUUCAGAUGAAAGGUAGCAUAUGGAAUCCCCAAGGAUUGCUAAACAUCUCAUGACAUUUCCUUGUUUAUUCUCCACAUUCUCCAACAAAGAGCACAAAAGGGGAAGCAAGAUGUAGAGGGCUGCCCAUCCCACAUAGAACUUCGCUGUCUUCAGCCCACGAGGGCUUGAUUGCCAAUGCUACUUCCAAAUACCAUCUUCUGUAGUGCAUACCCUUCUUCCCAUAGACAUAAGACUUCUAGAAGCCCAGCCCACCUGGCGAUCUAUGGAUUAACUGUUAGUGUGUCCCCAGUGGUUCUCUAUCCUGAAAACUCUUUAGACUCACUGGGGAGUUUUAUAAAAUACUGACAUUGCAGCCAGAUCAAUUAAACAAGAAUCCCCAGGGAUGGGAUCCAGGGACCUACAAAUUUUAAAAGUUCCCCAGAUGAUUCCAAUAUGCAGUUAAAAUUGAGGGUUGUUGUUCUAGAUGAAGAAGCUACCUUACAAUUCAACUGUUCCUGUUGUUUUCUAAGGACUCUCUUAUUUCCCAUUUUUCCUUCUAUACCACCCUUCUCAGCUAAAGAAGUCUUUCACAAUUCAUUGACAAACACUAAAUAACAAAAUUGGGAGACAAAAAAAGAAAAAAUGACGUGUGGACUUUAUUUCUAUUUUUACAGCAUUGAAUUCUACCUUGCUCAUCAGUUCCUACAUUCCAUCUUCAAGGUAGUAAACAGAUGAAUUUAUUCUGUUUUCCUUCCUUUGACAAACCAGAUUAAAUAUACAUAUUUGACCAGGUAGGUCACAGUAAGGAUUAUUUGUUUCCUCAAUUUAACACCUUCCUUCUCUUGCCAGAAAUGUCUGUAUAAAAUAGCCAAUUACAAAAAUUAUGGAAAUGAGACCUAGGAGCAAGAUGGUGGGGGAGUAGGAGACCUGGAUUUCGUCUGGUCUCAGGAAUUCAGCUGAUAGGGAUGAAACCAUU
Messenger RNA from Zalophus californianus (California sea lion), 5752 nucleotides. RefSeq names its product ITPR interacting domain containing 1 (gene ITPRID1). Gene Ontology annotation, molecular function: signaling receptor binding. The record is from RefSeq and is a predicted model, not a curated record. The transcript has 14 exons. NCBI's taxonomy places the organism in Eukaryota, Metazoa, Chordata, Mammalia, Carnivora, Otariidae.